AUGCGCACCGCGGUCGGCAGCGGUGCUGGCGCUUCUGCUGCAGCGCGCGCGAUCCCUACAGCCGUGCCCUUGACAGUUGCCGACAUCGACGCCCUUGCAAGGCGGGACGGCGUGGUUUCCAGUGAUGCGGUCGUGAGCCAACAGGGUACAGUGGCGUCGUCGCGCUCGGUGGCAGAGCUGCAGGCCGUGGUGCAGUCGCUACAGCAAGAGAAUGCGGAGCUGCGCGAGAGGCUGGAACGCGAUCGACGCCAAAUGCUGCGGUCUGCCAUGGACGUGCGCGACUUGCAUGCAAGCCAAAAGCAGAUUAGGCAGAGGGACUUGGACCGGAUAGAGUGGCUAUACUGCGAUAAUCAGAGACUCAGGAAAAUACUCGAGAUGCAAGGCAGCGCUCAAGAGCUUGCCGGUGUGCUGUCGCCACAACCACCAGCUGCAGCGCCGGCAACAGCGCAUCGUCCAUCAUUGGAGGGCCUUCGCCCUUUACCAGAAGUGCCUGUCGAGCUCAACGCAAUCGAGGAGGAGAUGCCGGCACUUGAGGCGGAGGUGGUGCACCUGCGCGGUGCCCUGGUGCUCAAGACGCAGCAUCUGGAUGAUCUGUGGGGGCAUGCAGAGCGCGCCGAGGGUUACGUGCAGGACCUACUGCAGAAGCUGGAGCACGUACAGGGCAUUGUGCGUGAGGAGAGCGAUAGCUGCGCACGCCGGUCCAAGCAUCUCGAAAGCACUGACCAGCCGCUGGAGGACAUUGUCUCCUUUGUGUCCCUUCGCGACCACUCGAGUGCGACGCAGCUGACUGGGCCCAGCUCCACUACUCCGUUCCCCUUUGCCACUGUGGGGCGGUGUGAACAUAUCAAGCGGGCCGCGGCUGUUCAUGGAGGCUGA
This is a messenger RNA of Leishmania major strain Friedlin, 876 nucleotides long. RefSeq lists its product as hypothetical. NCBI's taxonomy places the organism in Eukaryota, Euglenozoa, Kinetoplastea, Trypanosomatida, Trypanosomatidae. The transcript has a single exon. The record is from RefSeq and is a predicted model, not a curated record. The coding region runs from base 1 to 876 and encodes 291 amino acids.